This is a messenger RNA of Aaosphaeria arxii CBS 175.79, 1419 nucleotides long. RefSeq names its product MFS general substrate transporter. NCBI's taxonomy places the organism in Eukaryota, Fungi, Ascomycota, Dothideomycetes, Pleosporales. The coding region runs from base 1 to 1419 and encodes 472 amino acids. Gene Ontology annotation, biological process: transmembrane transport. Gene Ontology annotation, molecular function: transmembrane transporter activity. The record is from RefSeq and is a predicted model, not a curated record. The transcript has 5 exons.
AUGGCGGGCGGGGAUAAUGGAGAGGCGCGCUCGUGGCGGCGCUCAAAGACUUUGAUUAUUUUUACGGCGACGCUUGGGCUCUUUACCGAAAACUUCCUCUACGGCUUCGUGGUCCCAAUUCUCCCCUACAUGAUCGAGAAACGACUCAACCUAGACCCGGCAUACACCCAGCGCUUCACAACAGAGCUGCUCUUCAUCCUGGGCCUCGUCUCCGUCCCUGCCGCGCCCAUCAUUGGCCAUUUCGCCGAUAAGACGACGAGCCGGAAAAUUCCCCUCUUGAUCUCGCUUGUAGGAUGCACCAUUGGCACGCUUUUGGUCGCGUCGACGCCUUCAGUAUGGGCCGUAUACUUAGGACGCAUCCUCCAAGGCAUCUCCGGCGUAGGAGCCUGGAUCGUGGGGUUUGCCAUGCUGACCGAUGCCGCCGGGCCCAAGCAUCUAGGAAAAGCCCUGGGCUUCUCCGGGUCCUUCAUCACCGCCGGCGUUUUGACCGGGCCCGUCAUCGCGGGUGCCUUUCUGCAGUGGUUUGGGUACUGGGCUGCGUGGUCGGUGCCGUUGAUCUUCAUUGCCAUCUGCUUUGUUGCGCGACUAGCCAUCGUGGAAGAUAGACGGCCAGCUCAGACGAAGGUGUCGACGACCGCAGCCCUCGACCGUGACGAGUCUUCCCCGCUCCUGUCGUCAGAUGCUUACAGAAACGAGAGAGAGGUGGUUGCCCCGGAAGAAGCGAAAACGCAACACUCUCGUGGCUUCUACAGCAUCAUGUUCAGCCAAGGAAGCACCUACGCCGCCCUCUUCAACGUCGCCGCCUUCUCAUUAGUUAUAUCCGGCUUCGACACCACGCUCCCCGUGCACCUACGCGAAGAGUUCGGCUGGCGUUCCGCGCCAAUAGGCCUCAUCUUCCUCGGCAUCCAGAUCCCCAGCAUGUUCCUCGCACCCUUCGUAGGCUGGCUGCGCGACCGCGUGGGGCUCCGCUGGCCGACGACGAUAGGGUGGGCGGUGAGCACGCCCUUGUUCUGGUUCCUUGUUGUGCCGGGCAAGGACAAUUUCUUGGGCGUUGGGGAUGGAGCUAGAGGACAGGCUGCGUUUGCGGUGACUAUGGUUGGGAUCGGGCUUGCGUGGUCGUUUGCUAGGGGGGCGGGAACGUUUCAGUUGACUAUGAUCAUGCACGAACUGAAAGCUAAGGACCCCAAUGUAUUCGGGCCUGGAGGCGGUAGUUCCCGGACGUUCUCGAUGACGGAGACGUCUUUCGCUAUUGGGCUUGUGCUUGGGCCUCUCCUUACCGGCGCGUUGGCAGAUGUAGUUGGAUUUUACUAUGCCACUUGUGCACUUGCAUGCGUGUCGGCCUUGGUUUCGAUAAACUCGUGGAUAUACUUCACGCACAAGGCGCCGGUGCGAGAGCCGCUGGCAGACGAAGAAGCAUGA